Molecule: messenger RNA, 1377 nt
Organism: Seriola dumerili (greater amberjack)
Lineage: Eukaryota; Metazoa; Chordata; Actinopteri; Carangiformes; Carangidae
Gene: tekt2
Product: tektin 2
Exons: 11
Coding region: 94-1377 (427 amino acids)
Biological process (GO): cilium assembly; cilium movement involved in cell motility
Cellular component (GO): nucleus; microtubule cytoskeleton
Source: RefSeq, a predicted model, not a curated record
AUAAACCAGCACGCGCCGACUACUUGAACAUUCUAGAACUCCGAGAAUCAAUUUCCCUGAGGGUCUCACAAACUUCAAACACCUCACAGUAGAAUGUCUGCACUUCCUGCAAAGCCCGGCCUUCGCCUCAGUGUGUCAGAGUGGUACAGCCGCAACCACCAGCUGUCUGCCACUGCUCAACACGAGCGACUUAUUUCUAAUGUGAUUAGACAAGAUGGGAGGUCGCUACGCAACGAGACCAACUGCAAGACGACCUGGGAUGAGAGUGACACCUCUCGCAGGUUGAGGGACAGGGUUCUGGAUGUUGGUCGAUCGAAGGACGUGUUGGAAACCUGCGCGCAGAAAGUGGAUGAAGAGAUGGAGGCUCUGACCCUGUCUAAGGAGCAGACCGAGCAGGCCCUGGCUGCAACUGUCAUUCCUCUGGAGGUCAGCACAGAGUGUGUGACGCUGAGGGAGGGACGGCGAGGGUGCGAGCUGGUCAUCGACCCCGUGGAUGAGCAGCUGAAGAAAGAGGUGGAUCUGAUAGGGAGAGUCCAGCAGGUUCUGCAGCAGCACAUAGACAAGGCCUUCGAACAGCUGAGUGUUUUGCAGGAGGCUCGACAUCAGCUGACCUCUGACCUCCAGAACAAGAUGGACACUCUGGACAUUGACAUGUCCUGCCUGUCACUUACAAUAAAGUCCCCUCAGAUCUCCCUGAAGACCAACCCGACUCGCAUACCAUCAGGCUCCUCCACCCCCCAGGAGUGGCUGCAGUUCAGCCAGUAUAAUGUAUCUCGUGCCCAGGAGGCCAUGCAGGUGUCCCAGCAAAUGAGGGAGGACAUGAGUCUCACCAGAGCCCAGCUGCAGAAUGAGUUGGAGACUCAGCGGAGGGCCACAGAGUUUGCUCUUCGUAAGCGUAACCACCACGAGGAGCAGGCCCGAGAUGAGCUGGAGUGGCAGAUAAAAACAACUGAAGAUGAAAUGACAGAGAUGGAGAGCGACAUCCACGGACUGGAUACAGAUCUGCAGGCGAAGACGGCCGCCCUGAAACUGGCUCACACCAGACUGGAGAACAGGACCAACAGACCGGGCAUGGACCUGUGCAGAGAUGAGGUUCAACACGGCCUCGUUACUGAAGUCAAUCAGCUGGAGGCCACGAUCCUGGCUCUGAAACAGAAGCUGUCUGAGGCUCAACACUCUCUGCAGAAGAUGAAGCUCCAUCAUGGCCGCAUGCUGCAGGAUCUGUCCAGAAAACAGGAAGCUUUAUCUCUGGAACAACGGAGCAUGAACACCCGCACCCACUUGACGUCAGCCUCCUGCUCCGGCAAAACCCCGGUCCUGCUGGUCCCUCUCACCAACUCCAGUGGGAGGAGCAACCUGCAGCUUCUGGCUCAGUAA